This is a messenger RNA of Phaethon lepturus (White-tailed tropicbird), 593 nucleotides long. It is a transcript of the gene PTX4, whose product is annotated as pentraxin 4, long. Lineage: Eukaryota; Metazoa; Chordata; Aves; Phaethontiformes; Phaethontidae. The record is from RefSeq and is a predicted model, not a curated record. The transcript has a single exon. The annotation marks the transcript as partial.
CCUGCCGUACUGGUGCCAUCCUGCUCUUCCCCAACACCUCUGCCGAGCGCGUGGCCAUCCUGGGGCUGGGGCCACGCCAGGGGCUGCGGGCGCUGUCGCUCUGUGCCUGGCUGGCCACUCCCCCCCGCCUCGGUGCCCUCCUCUCCUACACCACUGAGGACAGUGGCACGGAACUGGCUGUGUGUGGCCGCAGUGGGGACCUCCCUGGCUCCGCACGCUUCGUCAUGGGGGACAGGGAUUUUCGGGAGUUCCCGGUGACGUGGCUCCUGGAUGGCAAGUGGCACCACUUCUGUCUCACCUGGUCCUCCGGCCAGGGCCAGUACCGCUUCUACAUGGACAGGCGGCUGCUGGCCGCCGGCUCUGGCUUCCAGCAGGGCUAUGAAAUUCGUGCUGGUGGCUCGCUGGUGCUGGGCCAGGAGCAGGACUGCGCUGGCAAGGACUUCAGCACCAAAGAAACUUUUGUGGGUCACCUGGCUGGCUUUGCUCUCUGGAGCCGGGCUCUCCUGCCUGGGGAGGUAGCCAGCAUGGCAACCGGCCAGGGGCUGCCUCCUGGCCCCCUCCUCACGCUGGCCGAUGCCUCCCUGCAGGGUGGG